AAUAAAAAGAGAAAAAAAUUCCACUCUGUCUGUCACAGAAGAUACGCACGCAACUAAAUUCGCCACCACGACAGAAUAAAGAUGGUAAACAUUCCAUUUCCAUCUAUGUUCCUUCUCAAAACCCUAGAAUCAAAUCAACCAUGCCCAAAUUUUAAAGCAGCAAAUUCCUUAGAAUUAGUUCCACACACUUUACCCCUCUCUUCUCUCAUACAGAAGAAAAAAAACCCAAUUUCUUACACAGCGGAAAUUACGAUGUGUGCAAGAAGAUAAACGAUGACAACCCCAACACCACCACCACCAUCAACAACGAAGCUGAUCAGAAAAUUAAUUAUCGAAUUAAGUGAUGCAAGAAAUUUGUUACCAAAAGAUGGACAAGGAAAUUCAAGUCCAUAUGUUGAGAUUGAUUUUGGUGGAGAAAGGAAAAGAAGCAAAACGAUCCAUAGAGAUUUGAAUCCAGCUUGGCAUGAACAAAUCGAGUUUUUAGUAAUGGAUUUGCACAACAUGGAUUACUCAGUACUUGAAAUCGAAGUGUUUACUGAUAAUAAUAACAAUAAGAAACAAUUCUUAGGGAGAGUUAAGAUUUAUGGAACUCGGUUUCAAAGAUUUGGUGAGGAAGGUUUGGUUUACUUUCCAUUAGAGAAGAAAAGUGUAUUCAGUUCUGUUCGUGGUGAAAUUGGUUUAAGAAUUGGUUACUUGGAUGAAGAAAUCUCAGUUGAUGAAGCCGGCGCCGUAGCAGAUGAUAAUAAUAAUGGUAGUAAUAAAGAAGCUGAUGAUAUUAAGAGAGUUGAUGAUCAAGAAAAAUCUCAAUUAGAGAUGCCUCAACCAACUGAAACUGCACAGGAAGCAGCUUCUUGUACUAUGGGGGUUGAUGAAUCUUCGUUUGUUCCGCCGCAGCAGAUGCACGAACAAAUGGAGGAGGUGGUGAUGAAUUUUUCCGUUCCAACUGAAACGCCGGUACAGGAAGUAAGGAAGAUGCAAACAACAGGGACUACGGAAAGGGUGAGGUAUUUUCAGAGACCGAGUACUAAUCUUGGGAUGGAUUAUCAGCCUAGGGUUAUAACUGGGAGAUUUUCCGGUGAAAUGGAACAAAAUAGUUCUACUAAUCAAGAAGCUUAUGAUCUUGUUGAACCAAUGCGGUACCUCUUUGUGAGGAUUGUAAAAGGUUGUAAUAUCCCUGUGAAUGAUAAUCCCUACGUUAAGAUUCGAUGUGGAAAUCAUUUUCUUAAAUCAAGACCUGCGCUAAUUCGCCAACAGACUGAUCAACAAGGUGGUUCUGAAGUGUUGGAGUGGAAUCAAACAUUUGCUUUGAGUCAAAACAGGCAACCAUUGGUUAAUUCUCCUACACUUGAAGUUUCUAUUUCUGAUGGGAAAACUAACCAAUUUCUUGGUGGAGUUUGUUUAGACUUAUCUGAAGUUCCUGUUCGCCGCGAUGCACGUCAGACAGAUUUUGCUCCAGAAUGGUAUAACCUCGAAGGUGGCAGUAAUGGGGAUGAGCAAGAGCGAAUUACAGGUAAAAUUCAAUUAGCUGUUUGGGUUGGAACUCAAGCUGAUAGUGCUUUUCCUUUGUCAUAUACUUCAGAAUCACCAUUUAUUGAUUAUACUAAACCCAAAGUUUAUCAGUCACCAAGACUUUGGUAUCUUCGAGUUACCAUAAUUGAAACUAGUCAUGAUCUUCAAAUUCGUUCACCGCCACAUUCUUUGCCCGAUAUUCGUGUUAAAGCUCAACUGGGGUUUCAGUUUGUACGUACUAGGAGAGGUAGUACUAAUAAUCACCAUAGUUCUUCAUUCUUUUGGAAUGAGGAUUUGAUCUUUGUUUCUAAAGAUCCUAAUCCUACUGACCCUUCCAGUGAUGAACAACUCAAAUUCUAUGUGGAAGACAGAUUGGGUAAAGAUACAGCACUACUUGGUGAAGUUUCUGUACCUCUCAGCUCCAUUCAUCCGCCACGUAUCGAUGAUCGCGACAUACCUUCCAGGUGGUUGUCAUUACGUGGUGGCGGUGGUUCUGGUGAUGCUGACAAUGGUGGCUCGUAUUCGGGCAGAAUUCAUGUCAGAUUAUGUUUCGAAGGUGGUUAUCAUGUGCUAGACGAAGCGGCGCAUGUGUGUAGUGAUUUUCAACCAACAGCAAAACAGCUAUGUAAACAACCAAUGGGAGUACUGGAGUUGGGUAUUCGUGGUGCAAGAGGUUUGUUACCCAUGAAAACCAGAGGUGGGGGGAAAGGAUCUACCGAUGCUUAUUGCGUUGCUAAAUAUGGGAAGAAAUGGUGUCGUACUAAAACCAUUGUGGACAGUUUUGAUCCCCGUUGGAAUGAGCAGUACAAAUGGGAAGUAUAUGAUCCCUGCACGGUUCUAACAAUUGGAGUAUUCGACAAUUGGCGUAUGUAUGGCGAUAUGGCAGAUAAACCUGAUUGCAGAAUCGGAAAAAUACGCAUUAGAGUAUCAACAUUGGAGAGUAACAAAGUUUAUACGAGUUCCUACCCUUUGUUGGUUCUCUUAAGAUCUGGUUUGAAGAAAAUGGGUGAGAUUGAAAUAGCAAUUCGGUUUGCUUGUCCGCAUUUUUUGCCUGAAACAUGCUCGGUCUAUGGUACACCACUGUUGCCAAAGCUGCAUUAUCUUCGCCCAAUUGGUUUAGGUCAGCAAGAAGCGCUACGGAGUGCUGCUACGAAAAUGGUGGCAAAACAUGUAGCAAACGCAGAACCACCAUUGAAUCCUGAAGUAGUACGGUAUAUGUUGGAUGCAGAUUCUCAUACGUGGAGUAUGCGGAAGAGUAAAGCAAACUGGUAUCGCAUUUUAUCCGUUUUAUCAUGGGCAAUUGGGUUCUGGAAAUGGGUUGAAGAUAUUCGACAAUGGAGGAAUCCUGUGACAACAUUAUUGGUACAUUUCUUAUAUUUGGUGUUGGUUUGGUAUCCAGAGAUGAUAGUACCAACUGGGUCACUGUACUUGUUCUUGAUUGGAGUUUGGUACUACAGAUUCAAGCCAAGAACACCAGCAGGAAUGGAUAUAAGGUUAUCACAGGCAGAACGACUUGAUCCGGACGAGUUGGAAGAAGAAUUGGAUACAUAUCCCAGUUCAUGCCCAAACGAAGUGAUUCGAAUGAGGUAUGAUAGGUUGAGAACAUUGGCAGGGAGGGUUCAGAAAGUGUUGGGAGAUUUUGCAGCUCAAGGAGAAAGAGUACAAGCAUUGCUAAGUUGGAGGGAUCCAAGAGCUACCAGGUUAUUUAUAGGGGUUCUUUUAAUCGUUGCAGUAAUACUCUAUGUUGUGCCACCGAAAAUGGUGGCGGUGGCACUCGGGUUUUAUCUUCUACGACAUCCAAUGUUCAGAGACCCAAUGCCCCCUGCUAGUUUGAACUUCUUUAGGAGGCUUCCUAGUUUAUCUGAUAGAUUGAUUUAGAGCAGUUUAGAGAGAGAAAGUUCAGUGAGGAAGAGUAGAAAUGUAGUGGUAAUUAGUGGUAAUUAUUUUCGGUAAAAUUGUGGGUGGAUAAGAACUGACCAGAGCAUGUAUUAUGAAGAGAGUUUUAUCAAAUAAUAUUCUCUUCUAUUUUAAACUGCACUUCCAUC
Molecule: messenger RNA, 3554 nt
Organism: Papaver somniferum (opium poppy)
Lineage: Eukaryota; Viridiplantae; Streptophyta; Magnoliopsida; Ranunculales; Papaveraceae
Product: protein QUIRKY-like
Exons: 1
Coding region: 274-3387 (1037 amino acids)
Source: RefSeq, a predicted model, not a curated record